CUUCCUCAGUCAAGGGAUCUACUCUGCUCUCGUGACAGACUACGAAGGAGAUGUGAGGACGGUACUCUAUAAGCUCAGAGGUUCCGCGCGCACCCGAUGACAAAGCCACCACUGAUUAUGAUUAACACGCAGCCACGGCCAACUUCAAAUGUACCGGUCCAGGUGCUACCACAAUUGACGGUGACCUAUCUACGAUAAUGGUCACACGAGACCGCUCUGCUGUCCGAAUGAAGAAUCUCCGCUCUCGUAACGCUUAUGGAUUCAAGCCUUUGCCUAACCCAGAUGCCGUUGACAAGAAAGAAGGCACGGGCUAUUAUGGCUUUCAUGUGACCAACAGCGCAUUCGAUCAAGGCAUGUGGGAUACUGCAGACUCGAAAUGGAAAAGAUGCUGCCGAGCUCAAGCGGCUUUCAACGUCUCUUUGGGCACGGCUUCAGACUAUGUCAGCAGUCUCAGCACCGUCUCUGCUUGGAUCGAAUGCGGUGGUCCAGCCGCCAGCUCGCGAAGAGAUUGCAGUCGCAAAUUGACUAGGAAUGGCACCUGUUCAGCUGCCUUUCACACAAUUGCCGACAUGCCAAUCUCUGAUAUCGAUGUGCCGAAGGUCCAAGUGUAUCAAUUCUAUUUUCAAGCUUCGGGCCAGUGUCGCCUAGGUAGCUGGCGUACCGGAGGUGCCACCUGGAUGAGUACUACAAUGGGACCGAUGACAACCACCCUCGUCACGGUUUCGCUGCCUUCGUCGCGAAGCAUUGCCGAGCUCAUUAACUUCGAUGGCGGUCGCUUCUACGCUGCCGUCAAAGAGAUCAAUUAUCCUGGCACUGAGCAAGUGACCAUACGAUUCGCAGUGACGCUCAAAGAAUAUGGCAUGCUGCAAAACAAUUGGUUGGCGGAAGAAGAGCCAUGCUGCAAUGCGAUAUCGUUCGCUUCCAUCGUCGUUGGCGCCUAUCAUCGGUCUGCGAGCAUCCUCUUGACCGGUGUGGCUAAGCCGAUGUUCAUUGCUUGCUUACCAAACAACCUCGUGCAUGUCAUUCGAGAGGGUAGCUGCAAGCUUCAGUACGAUGGUGAUGCCACUUUCGAGUGCAUCGAUGUCAAACGACGACUAGAGCUUAUGAGUUCAUCGGCGUCUCAAUGAUUGUAGCGUGUUUCAGCAUAUCAAGAUCCAUAAAGGGAUGCAUCGGAUCAUACGAAGACCUGCGCAGAGCUAAUGGAGACUUGUCCUGAAUGGGCAAUUCGAAAUCUCGAGUCUUAGCGCAACCAAUGACAUCCAAUGCAUGAUGCAUGUCCGCAU
This is a messenger RNA of Mixia osmundae IAM 14324, 1283 nucleotides long. RefSeq lists its product as uncharacterized. NCBI's taxonomy places the organism in Eukaryota, Fungi, Basidiomycota, Mixiomycetes, Mixiales, Mixiaceae. The transcript is spliced from 4 exons. The record is from RefSeq and is a predicted model, not a curated record. The coding region runs from base 198 to 1127 and encodes 309 amino acids.